Messenger RNA from Drosophila eugracilis, 1960 nucleotides. RefSeq names its product TAR DNA-binding protein 43-like. Gene Ontology annotation, molecular function: RNA binding. The transcript has 6 exons. The record is from RefSeq and is a predicted model, not a curated record. Lineage: Eukaryota; Metazoa; Arthropoda; Insecta; Diptera; Drosophilidae. Bases 185 to 1636 code for a protein of 483 amino acids. Gene Ontology annotation, cellular component: nucleoplasm. Gene Ontology annotation, biological process: regulation of gene expression.
AAAAAGUCAAGGGAUACCGAAAGCAAAAUUAGAACUGAAAGGCAGGCUAGGCAGAAAUGUUCCACUUCUCUGAAAACAAAAAGAUGGAAUAUCAAUUGUAAAUAUCACUUGAUUCUUAUUACGCAAGUCGUGAAGUUGUGUUGUGUCGAAACUCCAGCUUGGAACAUAAACAGCAACCACGGUAAUGGACUUCGUUCAAGUUUCGGAGGAGGAAGCUGAUGAGCCCAUCGAGCUCCCGUGCGAGGAAGAUGGCACUCUGCUGCUGUCUACUUUGCAGGCUCAGUUUCCUGGGUCCUGCGGUCUAAAGUAUCGCAACCUGGACACGAAGGCGGUCCGCGGAGUUCGAUCUAACGAGGGCAGACUAUUCCCGCCGAACGUGGGUUCAGGAUGGGGGGAAUACUAUUAUUUCUGCGCGUACCCCAAAGAAAACAAGCGCAAGAGCGAUGAUAGCUUGGAAAACACAACUGCCAAGACCAAACGCAUUGAAACGCGUUUGCGUUGCACUGAUCUUGUAGUUCUCGGUUUGAAUUGGAAGACAACUGAGGAGAGUUUGAGGGAAUACUUUGAGUCCUUUGGGGAGGUGCUUAUGGCCCAGAUAAAAAAGGAUCCCAAGUCGGGGCAGUCUAAGGGUUUUGGAUUCGUGCGCUUUGGAUCUUACGAUGCCCAGGGCCGCGUUCUUUCCAAUCGUCACCUCAUCGACGGUCGGUGGUGCGAGGUCAAGGUGCCGAACUCCAAGGGCGGGGACAAUGAGUUGCCCUGCAAGGUAUUUGUAGGACGCUGCACAGAGGAAAUGAACGCAGACGACUUACGCGAGUAUUUCUCGAAGUUCGGCGAGGUCACUGACGUGUUUAUUCCCCGUCCCUUUAGAGCCUUCAGUUUUGUCACUUUUCUCGAUCCUGACGUGGCACAGUCCCUGUGUGGAGAGGACCACAUAAUUAAGGGUGCAUCGGUUCAUGUGUCAAAUGCUGCCCCAAAAGCCGAGCAAAACAAAAACCAGCAAGGCCAGAGCUACAACAAUACCGGCCGGAAUGGAUACCAAAGAGGUAACAACCAACGCAGUUCUUACGGCGGUGAGAAUUCAAUCAUCGGCAAUGGCGGCAACAACGGCACCACCGGUUACGGUAUGGGUGACAAUAAUUAUGGAGGAAAUUCGGGAGAGGGCUACCAUACCAAUGGUAAUAACAAUUACUCAAACAACGGGAAGGGGAAUCGCCAGGACGGGGGGUCCCGGUAUAGCAAUAGGCAGGAAAAUUUAUACGCAAUGAAUCAGUCUCGAAACGGUAACGUGGGAACGAACAACGGCUGGGUGAACCGGGCCAAUCUGGACAUGCCCAACUUACAGGCGCUAGGCCUUAACUCGCAAGGAUCGAACUCUUCCAACCAGGCCCAGAACAUGCUCAAUCUUAACUCGUUUCCGAUCAAUCCCGCUAUGAUCGCUGCAGCUUUGAAUCAGUGGGGCCUGAUCGGCAACCAGCUGCAAAAUCAAAACCAGGACCAGCAGGGCGAAAAUUUUUUAACAUGGAUGGCCCAGAACAACGAUAAUAGCUUUGGUGGACGAAAGGGUUCAAAUAACCCGAACAAUCCGGGUUCCAAUGGAAUCAAUCAAGACGAAAACUCUGGCAUUAACGACCAAUAGGUAGAUUACACCCAUACCGUCGGAAAAAGACCUGAAACUUACAUACAUCAAGGGCAUUAAUCAUUUCAGAAUGGAAAAAACCGAUUGGUCAAAAACAAAGCAGCUGUCCUCACAACUUCGUACAAAGUCGAACAUUCUUUAGGACGGUACCAACCUGCUGUUGGUAUUGUACGAAUUCUACAUCUAAAAAAUUAUGAAUAGAUAUAAUUUAAAAUAGACAUUUUAAUAGUUGUAAUUUGAUGGAUAUUAAUGCAAUUCAUUUAACGUUUAACAAAAUAUAUUAUGCGUCCAUUUAAAGUGGGAGUGGCCAUGUAAAAACUGAAA